Messenger RNA from Komagataella phaffii GS115, 2883 nucleotides. RefSeq names its product Single-stranded DNA endonuclease (with Rad10p). The transcript has a single exon. The coding region runs from base 1 to 2883 and encodes 960 amino acids. Gene Ontology annotation, molecular function: single-stranded DNA endonuclease activity; single-stranded DNA binding; damaged DNA binding. Gene Ontology annotation, biological process: nucleotide-excision repair involved in interstrand cross-link repair; double-strand break repair via single-strand annealing, removal of nonhomologous ends; resolution of meiotic recombination intermediates. The record is from RefSeq and is a predicted model, not a curated record. Lineage: Eukaryota; Fungi; Ascomycota; Pichiomycetes; Pichiales; Pichiaceae. Gene Ontology annotation, cellular component: nucleotide-excision repair factor 1 complex.
AUGUCUUUAUUCGUUCCAGAAGAUGACAAUCUAGAAGUUUACAGGCCAGAAGAAUCGAUUGAUGAUAGAGCUCCCGAAAUAUCAAUUCCCCUGAAAGAAGCGGCUCACCAGGAACCUAUUGUGUCAGAUCCCAUAGAUGUUCUCUGUUCACUACCUCUCAAGUAUCAACAUUUGAUUCUUGCAGAUUUGUUGAGACAAGACGGUCUUUUACUUCUUGGAAAAGGCUUAGGACUGGAGGUGAUUGUUUCUAACCUCCUGCAUGCAUUAUCUAGUCCUCUAAGAGAAAAUAAAAGAGGCUUAAUCAUACUUCUGAAUGCUACCGAGUUUGAAAAUGAAAAAAUUAGAGAACUGUUGGUAGAAUUAAGCUGGGUAGAGAAAUUGAAUAAAGGAAUGAAAAAGAGCGGACGCAAAUUUGUCAGAAUUGAUGCCAACUACGUAGUAGGAAAGCGGUCAAAGAUAUAUGCUUCUGGUGGUAUCAUCUCCGUCACAUCUAGAAUAUUCAUAGUUGAUUUACUGAGCAACCUUCUCAAUCUGAAUUUAAUAACAGGAAUAAUUGUUUUACAUGCAGAAAAAGUUACGGAUACUUCUAAUGAGUCUUUUAUAAUCGAUUUCUACAGGCAAACAAACAAAUGGGGUUUUGUGAAAGCAAUAUCAGAUGAUGUUGAAAAAUUCAUACAUGGUUUUCAGCCUUUGAAAACAAAGUUGAAAGAUCUAAAGCUUUCAAAUACUUUGAUUUGGCCAAGAUUCCAUAUCGAGGUGGCCAACUCGUUGAAAAUGAAUUCCAAGAACAACUUGGUUGUUGAAAUUAGUGUUUCACUUACAAAGAGAAUGAAAACAAUCCAAUUAGCUAUACUUUCCUGCAUUGAAGCAUGUAUCAAUGAGCUCAAGCGACACAACCCUGAAAUGUCUACAGAAUAUUGGGACAUUUCCAAUGCACUGAAUAAGGAGUUUGUCCAAGUCAUAAGAGCCACAUUGGACCCGGUGUGGCAUCGAUGUUCUUGGACAACGAAACAAGUUAUCCACGAUAUUUCCACUUUGAAGGAACUGCUGGGUUAUCUUUUGAAUUAUGACGCUAUAAAGUUUUAUGAAACGAUAAAAACCAUAUUUGAUGUCAACAAAUCUACAAAGAAUUCAUCUCCAUGGUUAAUGUUAGAUGAGGCCAUUUCAAUUCUUUCGUUGUCAAGAGAACGAGUCUUUUUGCAAACCUCCAGCGAGCCUCAAAGCUUCCUAUUGGAAGAACUACCUAAAUGGCAGCAGCUAACGGAAAUUUUCCAAGAUAUUGCUGAUGACCGGUCACGCGGGAAUAUGAAUGAAGGGCCCAUCCUCAUCAUGUGUAAUGAAAGGUCAACAUGCGUUCAACUCAGAAAGUAUUUAUCACAAAAUACAAACAGGGCUACACCUGGCCGUAAGUUUAUGAUGAUGGGUCUUAAUCACUACAAUCAGGUCCAGAAAGCCUUAAAACAACUGAAAGAAGGACUCAAACAAGAAAAGGUUGUGGAAAGUACUGAUUUAGAAGCUCUUACAGUUUCUAAGACCUUCACUAGGAAUAGAGCCCACGCAACUAGUUCCAAAAGAAGGCGUACAAGAGGUAACAAGGCCAUUCAAGCCGUUGAUCGGCUCUACAAUAGGGAUGCUUUCAUUGAACAGGACAGUGAUCAAUUGAACAUUUCAAAUUUAGAGGAAGAUUCAGAUCCAGGUGCGGAUUUUGAGGUUACCGGCUCAAGGAACCUGAUUCUUUCUCAUUCAAUUGAACCAGCAGAUCAAAUUGUUAUUGAGAAAUUUGACGCUAGAACUAACGAAUCAUUACUUGACGAGUUGAACCCCUCUCAUAUUAUUCUCUAUGAGCCAAAUUUAUCGUUCAUCAGAAGAAUAGAGGUUUAUGAAGCUAUCCGUAAACAGCGUGCAGCACAGACAUUUUUCAUGUAUUACAAAGACUCUGUCGAAGAGGAAACUUACUUGAACUCUAUCAAAAGGGAGAAAGAAGCGUUUACGAAACUCAUUAGGGAAAAGGCCACCUUAGCGUCGCAUUACUCUACUGAUGAGGAUAAUCAAUUUAGAGUCACAAAAAGUCAAGUAUUCAACACCCGUAUAGCCGGUGGAAGUGCAUUUAGAACACCGACAGAUGAGUCAAGUAUUAUUGUUGACGUUAGAGAGUUUAGAUCAUCUCUGCCAAAUCUCUGCUACCGAAUUGGGUUGAAAGUUGUUCCAGCAAUGCUAACUAUAGGCGAUUACAUCAUAUCUCCGCGUAUCUGCGUUGAAAGGAAAUCCAUUCCUGAUUUAAUCGGAAGUUUCAACUCAGGACGGCUCUAUCAACAGUGUGAACAAAUGUUUCGUCAUUACCAGCUUCCAGCUUUAUUGAUAGAGUUUCAAGAAGGGAAAUCUUUUUCUUUAGAGCCGUUUGCAGAGUUGAGAACUAGACCAAACCAAACCUCUCAACAAAUGACCCCCAGCACGGUAAAGUUUUUUCAGCAGGAUAUUCAAGCGAAACUAAUCACUUUGUUAAUUGCUUAUCCAAAAUUAAAGAUUUUCUGGUCGUCCUCUCCAACUCAAUCGGCACAGAUUUUAAUUUCCUUGAAAGCAACUGAAAGGGAACCAGAUUUGGAAAAGGCCAUACAAGCUGGGGUCGAUGCAAACAUGAUGAAUAGUUCUGGCGCCCCGGAAUUCAAUGACGCAGCCAUAGAUGUACUUACUCAAAUACCAGGUGUGACCAAGGUCAAUUAUCAUUUGAUUAUAACUAAAGUGAAAAACCUCAAGAAGUUUGUCAAUCUGUCGUUACAGGAGAUGCAGGAUAUAAUCGGAAAAGAGGCUGGAUCUGUAGCCUAUAACUUUGUUAAUUGGAAGUUCAACUCCACGUCUACAAAUUCAAAUGGAUUAAAUGUUUAA